AUGGCUGCGCAUACCGAGAGCGCGCAGCUAGCCAGUCGGCUCGAUGGAUUGGUCAUGGUCAUCCCGGACCUGCGCCGGAUGGUCAGCCACUGGCCGUCUGGAAAGAAUGCUCAUGCCUCCGAGGUUGAGGGGUUGAUUCGAAAACUACUGGAGCAGAGCGAUGCGUCACCGAAAGACAAGGCCAAUGUCCUAGAAGCAAAUCCGGCUCUCUUAGCUUCAUGCCUCUGGCCCAACGCAACAAGAGAAAGACUUGGCACCUUGACGCUCAUGGUGCUCUGGCAGGGCAGACUCGAUGACCAUAUCGAAAGCCUCGAGUACAAGAGCGCGGAAAAGGCCAAAGACUUUCGCAACAAGGCCAAGGACUACAUUGCGCAGUAUCUCCAGCUUUCCGAGGGGCCCAAGGAGGCGUCAACGAACCCCGUCAUUGCGGGGUUCCAGCCGGUUGCCAAAGUCAUUUGCCAGCAGUACGACCGAGAUCAGCGGAGAAGGUUAAGGGUUAGUCUAUUCGAGUACAUUGACUCGACCGUGCAAGAGAUGCGGUACAUCCAGAGCGGACACGCGCCGACGACUUUAUCGUAUGAGAAGCUUCGCAAGAAGACCGGGGGCGCUGGCCCUCUGUGCGCCUUGGUAGAGUUCGCCUCUGGAUCAGAGUGGCCGGCGCACGUCGUCAACUCGCAGCCGUAUAAGAUGAUCCUGGAGUCGGUCAGCAUUAUCAUUGGCCUGACGAAUGACUUGCUCUCGCUGAACAAAGAGUUGCGGAAAGGCCGGACUCUCAACGCGGUGCCGGUGCGGUACUGGAAUGGCAAAGACGGCAGUGACUUGGAGAGUGCUGUCGGAGAAGUCGUAGAAGAGAUUGACAAGGCCGUUAAGCAGCUCGACGUCUGCGAGCGAAGAUUGAUCAACCAGAACCUGGCGGAUGCGGACGCGAUUCAGGAGGUGACUGCGACGCUCAAGACGAUUUGCACUGGCAACUUGACUUGGAGUCUUGAGUCAAAACGGUAUAACGUAGGUCCUCCGGACGCCGACGGAAGUCUGAGGCAGGAAUUGAGGGCUCCCGAUGCAUGA
Colletotrichum abscissum is the source of this 1065-nucleotide messenger RNA. RefSeq lists its product as uncharacterized. The coding region runs from base 1 to 1065 and encodes 354 amino acids. The record is from RefSeq and is a predicted model, not a curated record. The transcript is spliced from 8 exons. NCBI's taxonomy places the organism in Eukaryota, Fungi, Ascomycota, Sordariomycetes, Glomerellales, Glomerellaceae.